Messenger RNA from Nelumbo nucifera (sacred lotus), 4430 nucleotides. Its product is annotated as Tetratricopeptide repeat (TPR)-like superfamily protein. Gene Ontology annotation, cellular component: Ski complex. NCBI's taxonomy places the organism in Eukaryota, Viridiplantae, Streptophyta, Magnoliopsida, Proteales, Nelumbonaceae. Gene Ontology annotation, biological process: nuclear-transcribed mRNA catabolic process. Gene Ontology annotation, molecular function: protein binding. The record is from RefSeq and is a predicted model, not a curated record.
AAGAUUUUUUUUUCAAAUAGUCAAGCGCUCGCAAACUCCGUUGAUGAAACAUGUAAGAAAAUACUUCCGCUUUCCCGUCUCUCUUCUUGUAUUCGUCCAACUCCAGCGCGCGCACAUAAACCCUCUCUAGGGUUUUACCUGUUGAAAUGAAAAAUACGGAAGAUGAAGAUCGGUUAAGAGAAUUGCAGGAAGCCAUAUAUUCCGACCCGGACAAUUAUUCCCACCAUUACAAUCUCGGGCUUUUCUUGUGGGAGAAGGGGGAAGACACGAAGGAAUUGAAGGAAAAAGCAGUAGAGCAUUUCGUAAUUUCAGCUAAACUAAAUCCAAACAAUAGUCAUACCUUUCAGUUCUUAGGCCACUACUACAGUCGAGUAUCGGUUGACUCACAAAGAGCUUCUAAGUGUUACCAGAGAGCUCUCACUCUCAAUCCCAAUGAUUCUGAAUCUGGGGAAGCUCUGUGUGAUUUAUUGGAUAAUGAAGGCAAAGAGAGUUUGGAAAUUGUUGUGUGCAAAGAAGCUUCAGAGAAGUCACCGAGGGCUUUUUGGGCUUUCCGGAGGCUAGGUUACCUGCAGGUGCAUCAAAAGAAAUGGUCUGAAGCCGUACAGAGCCUUCAACAUGCUAUAAGGGGUUACCCUACAUGUGCAGAUUUAUGGGAAGCUCUUGGUCUUGCAUACCAGCGACUGGGAAUGUUUACGGCUGCUAUAAAAUCAUAUGGGCGAGCCAUUGAAUUGGAGAAUUCAAGAGUCUUUGCAUUGAUUGAGAGUGGAAACAUUUUGUUGACGCUUGGUUCCUUCAGAAAGGGAGUGGAGCAAUUUCGACAGGCUUUGGAAACUUCACCUUGCAACAUAGCUGCACAUUAUGGUCUAGCUUCUGGGUUGCUUGGUUUGUCAAAGGAGUGUGUAAAUUCAGGUGCAUUUAGUUGGGGAGCUUCAUUACUGGAGGAAGCAUCUGAUAUUGUGAAAAAAAGUACGUUUUUAGCAGGAAAUAUUACCUGCAUUUGGAAGUUGUGUGGUGAUAUCCAGCUUACAUAUGCAAAAUGUUUGCCAUGGGUGGAUGAAGGCCAGAAAUUAGGAACCAACGAAGAGGCUUUUAGAACUUCCAUCUUUUCCUGGAAAAGGAAGUGCCAUUUGACUGCAAUAGCUGCUAGUCAUUCUUAUCAGCGGGCUUUACACUUGGCACCAUGGCAGCCUAAUAUCUACAUAGACAUUGCAAUCUCUGUAGAUCUCAUUUAUUCAUUGGAGGAAAGAAGUAGACCUGAGUCAGAUGUUUGGCAGCUGCCUGAGAAGAUGUCCCUAGGUGGCUUGUUGCUUGAAGGAGACAAUGAUGACUUCUGGGUGUCUUUAGGAUGCUUGUCAGACAACAAUGCAUUGAAGCAGCAUGCUCUUGUCAGAGGAUUGCAGUUGGAUGUAUCUCUUGCUGUUGCAUGGGCAUACCUGGGAAAACUUUACAGAAAACAGGGUGAGAAGCAGUUAGCUCGCCAAGCAUUUGAUCAUGCUAGAAGCAUAGAUCCUUCCCUUGCAUUACCAUGGGCGGGAAUGUCAGUGGAUACCCAUUCUAGGGGUUGCACGCCAGAGGAGGCAUUUGAAAGCUGCCUACGGGCUGUACAGAUAUUGCCUCUUGCAGAAUUUCAAAUUGGUCUUGGAAAGCUUGCUUUUGAUUCAGGCCAACUUGUAUCUUCACAGGUUUUUGCAGCCAUCCAACAGGCUGUGCAGCAUGCACCUCACUGUCCCGAGGCCCAUAAUUUGAAUGGGCUGAUUUGUGAGGCACGGUCUGAUUACGAGUCUGCAAUUUCUGCUUAUAAGCUAGCACAAUGCGCCAUCAGCACUUUAGCAAUCAGUGCACCUAAGUCCCAUUUUUAUGAUGUAUCAAUUAAUCUGGCCAGGUCGCUUUGUCAGGCAGGUAAUGCCCUUGAUGCAGCACAAGAAUGUGAAUUUUUGAAGAAAGAAGGUAUGCUUGAUAGCAGGGUCUUACAAAUAUAUGCUAUCUCCUUGUGGAAGCUUAGAAAGAAUGAUCUGGCCCUCUCUGUGUCAAGAAAUCUAGCAGCAAGUAUUCCCACAAUGGAGCGAACAUCUGGUGUAGUCUCUAUAAGUUUGAUCUGUAAAUUGCUGUACCACAUUUCUGGGCAGGUAUCUGCAAUAACAAGCAUCAUGAAAAUGCCCAAGGAAUUAUUGCAGAGCUCAAAGAUAAGUUUUAUUGUCUCUGCAAUUAAUGCUCUGGAUCAUAGCAAACGGCUUGAGUCGCUUAUUCCAAGUACUCGUCAUGUUCUUAAAUCUUAUGAAGAGAUUACUGGAAUGCAUUCUCUAAUUGCCAUAAGCAAACUAGUUAGACAUGGAUCAGAAGAGAGCUUGGUAAUUCAGAGUGGAGUGAAUCACCUCAGAAAAGCUCUUCACAUGUAUCCUGAUAGUAGUUUGAUAAGGAACCAACUUGGGCAUCUUUUACUGUCCAGUAAAGAAUGGAAAGAUAUUCACAUUGCAACCAGGUGUUCCAUCAUUAAUCCUCCUGAUUGUCCAGCUGUGAGAGGUUCAAAAUCAGGAUAUGGGAUUUUAGGUGCUGCAGCUGUUGCAUGCUAUGCCAGUAGCACUACCGACCAGAGGUUCUCUUUCCAUACGUGUAAGGAUCAGUGCAUGGAUGGAGCACGAGCACUGCAAAAAAUGCAGAGAUGGUUGCAUCAAGAACCAUGGAACCAUAAUGCCAGGUACUUGCUUCUACUUAACGUUCUUCAGAAAGCUCGUAAGGAGAGAUUUCCUUGGCAUCUAUGUAUUACACUAAAGCGGCUAGUAUUGUCUGCUCUCUUUAAUGAAGAACAAUACUUGAAGAAAGAUGCUUCUCAUAUUUAUCAAAAGUUUCAGAUCUUACUAUGUGCUUCUGAGAUCAGUUUGCAAAGUGGGGACCACAUUGACUGUAUAAAUCAUGCUACAAAUGCAUCAAAGCUUCUGGUUCCUGAUGGCAAUCUCUUCUUUGCACAUUUGCUCUUAUGCCGUGCCUAUGCACUACAGGGGGACUUUCCAAACAUGCACAAAGAGUAUUUGAAAUGCUUGCAACUUAAGACAAACCAUGAAAUUGGUUGGAUAUGCCUCAAGUUAAUUGAAUCUAGACAUAAACUACAAAUUGAUGUUAACAAGAUAGAGUUGAAUUUUGAGGAAAGCUUGAAGGAAAACAGGAGUUCAUGGGAUAAAUGGAUGGCCAUCUUUAAUUUACUGCAGGGUCAGAGUUCCAUAUGGGGUCAUGAUUAUAUUUCUGCUGAGGAGGCUCUUGCACAUGCUUGUUCAUUGGCGGGUGCUGAAAGUUGCCUAUUUCUCUGUCAUGGUGCUAUCUGUAUGGAGCUUGCUAGGCAGCAGUGUGGCUCUCAAUUCUUAUCGCUUGCAGUGGGCAGUCUCACCAAGGCUCAAGAGGCCUCUAUCAUUCCAUUACCUAUUGUUUCAACAUUGCUGGCUCAAGCAGAGGCAAGCCUUGGUUCCAGAGCAAAGUGGGAAAAAAACCUCCGUCUUGAAUGGUUUUCUUGGCCACCAGAGACGAGGCCAGCUGAAGUGUAUUUUCAGAUGCAUGUGCUUGCAAGACAGGCCGACUCUAUUUCUGACUCUUCUUACGUGGAGUCUUUUCAAAGUUCGCAGAAGUGGCUUCUCCGGGCAAUUCAUUUGAAUCCGUCUUGUUUGAGAUACUGGAGAGUUUUGCAGAAGUGGACUGGUUGAUUUCUGAGGUUGUGCAUUUUCAGUUUUUCUAAAUUCUAAAUGAGGUUCUGCAUAAAGGGGGCACAUCCCUUAUGAAAAGACAAACAAGUACUCCCAUUAAAGUACACAGGUGCAUAGGAGUGCCUGCCUGUCUUUUCAAAGCAUCACUUCCGUUCUUUUCACAGGGGUAUGCCCCCUAUCAAAAAUUGGAUUUGUUCUAAUCACAAUUAUUUUAAUUAUCCUAGUUUUUCUCAAUGUCCUACAUUGUUAUAGACCCAAGAGGUUGUCUCAAGCAUUUCCUCAUUUGCUUGCACACACUUGUAAUGGAUUGAUCCUAAUUUGCCAAUUUUCAGCACAUUCAUCAACUUCCUAUUCAGCCCAACCUGGAAAGAAACUAUUUGAAUUUAUUGUCCUGAAGAUUUGACCUUGUGCCUUGUUCUGGAUUUGAAGGCUUUGCCUAUUUGUAAUAGUUGUACUGAAGUUGCCGCUUAAGCUGGGUGGAACCAAGUAUUAGGCUGUUAGCUAUUCAGCAAAUAGAAUACAGGAGAUCUACCAUCCACAAGUUUCCAAUUAGAGCUUAUUCAUUUUGCAAGAACCUGGUUGAUACAACACCCUAACCCAAUUUUCAUUUAGUAGCUGCAUUGUCUACUUUCUCCUUGUGGUGGGUGCCCGAAAUUUACAGAAAAAUAAUUUGUUUUAUUAUCUAGACUAUUGAGCCAAUGAGCUUUAACUAUGAGGGGCUUCCAUGCGUUUGUGUGAGAA